Dermatophagoides farinae (American house dust mite) is the source of this 1665-nucleotide messenger RNA. RefSeq lists its product as uncharacterized. The record is from RefSeq and is a predicted model, not a curated record. NCBI's taxonomy places the organism in Eukaryota, Metazoa, Arthropoda, Arachnida, Sarcoptiformes, Pyroglyphidae.
GAUUAUGGCAAACACAAUGUAUAUAAAUAAAUAAAUAAUCGAUCGAUUAUUGUAAUCCGCAAUGAUUGGUAGUUGAAUUCAUGAUUUUCGUUCGUUUACCUCUUCAAUUUAAUGGUGAUGAAACAUUGGGAAAUUCUUCUUUCUCUAUUAAUAAUCAUAUUCAGUUUGAUGAUUAUGAUCAAUGGCAAUGAUGAUGAUGGUGAAAAAAAUAUCAACGAUCCAUAUUUAACCAUAAUAGUUCAUCUGAAAAAGAAUGGAUUUUUAUUCACACAAAAUGAUUAUUAUAAUUUUUCACGAAUAGAUAGAGAUGAUAUAUUUAAAUUUGGCAAUGUAUUAUUUGAUCCACGAAUGAACAUGUUUAUUGGAACAACAUAUCAACCGACAAUGAAUACAGAACAGCAAUUAAUUUAUGAUUAUUUUAAACAAAAAUGUGAUGAAAUUGAAAGAAAAUAUUUACAUGGCUAUCCAAAUUUUCAGCAAAAAAACAAUGAAUGUAUAAACGAUAUUGUACGAUUAACCAUUCAACAACGUUUAUAUCAACAUGUACGUUAUUUUCAAUUGAAUGAUCAGAAAAAGAAUCGACAAUUCGAUAAAGAAUUGUAUAGAUUAUUGACAAUUGCCAAUUCUUCUUGUAUGAUGGAAAAUGAUACCAGUAAAAUUGAAUGGAAACGUAAAAAUUUUGAAAAUAUCAUCAUUUCAUCGGAUCGUUUAUUCGUUUCGAUUGCUUAUUAUUUUUUCCGUAUUCGUUAUGAUUUUUAUCAGGAACAUAGACAAAUCACUUCGGAUAGACGUAAUAAUUUACGACUAAAAGUACGAAACUUAUACACACAACUCGGUGAGAUCAUUUUCGAUUUAGAAUUUUAUCGUUUCAAUUUUUUAUUACAAAAACAACAUUUCAAUUCGGAAAUUGUUUUGCAUAAAUUUUUCAUCAUAUUCGAUAUUCUAAUACAGAUGAAAGAAUUUUAUUAUCAAAAUCUUGUGGAUUAACAGCGCCGAAUCAUCACACUAACAACAACAACAACAACAACAAUCAAAUAAUUCAAUCAAUUAUAAUCAAAUCAAAUUUCUUUCAUUCAAUAAAUUAAUUUUUUUCAUCUUCUCUUCCUUCGAAUUCAAAUCAGAUUGAGAUUCAUAAUUAAAUUAGAUUAUACACAGCAGCAGCAGCAGCUACCUGUAUGCAUGAUGAUUGCAUAAUGUGAAAGUUCAUAGACACCGGAUACAUAUACAUGUAUUUACAAGCAGAUAAUACUUACAUCAUUGACGACAAUUAUAAUUAAUUUUCAAAUGGUGGUCAAACAUUACUCAAUUACAUUAAUCGAUGGUGAAAAAAAAAAAGAAAACUUUGCAUGUUUAUUUGUUUGCUAUCUUAUCAUCUAUCUAUCAAUCUGAUUUAUCUAUCUGACGAAGGAUAUGGUCGUCAAAAAACUGCAUGAUGAUAUAUAUACACAUGUUUUGGUGUUGAAAAAAUCACACAUUCAUUCAUCCAUUGAUUCGAUCAAAAUAAAUCGAAAAAGAAAGAAUCAUGCCGAUGGUUGUUUAAAUGAGAAACAACCAUCACCAUCAUCAUCAAAUUGCCUCCAUCAAUAUUGUUGAUGUAUAAUGGUUUAUAUUCAGUGGGGGUAAUUAGCGAGUAAAUUGAGCGUAUACGAACACAACUACGAAUAC